Pristis pectinata (smalltooth sawfish) is the source of this 1826-nucleotide messenger RNA. Its product is annotated as C-reactive protein-like. NCBI's taxonomy places the organism in Eukaryota, Metazoa, Chordata, Chondrichthyes, Rhinopristiformes, Pristidae. The record is from RefSeq and is a predicted model, not a curated record. The coding region runs from base 1028 to 1690 and encodes 220 amino acids. The transcript has 6 exons.
AAGACGUAUGGGUUAGAAAGUUGUGGGCAUGCUAUGUUGGCGCCAGAAGUGUGGCGACACUUGCGGGCUGCCCCCCAGAGCACUCUCUGCAAAGAUGUAUGUCACUGUGUGUUUCCAUGUACAAGUGACUGAUAAAGAAAUCAAUAUCAUAUCAAAUCAAAUCAAAAUGUGGAGUACUAGAGAGCAUGCAUUUAAGGUGAGAGGGGGUAAUUUUGAAGGAGAUGUGCAGGAUAUUUUUUUUACACAGAGUGUGGUGGGUGCUGGAAUGUGCUGCCAGGGGUGGUGCUGGAGGCAGAUACGAUAGAGGCGUUUAAGAAGCUCUGAGAUCGGCACAUGAAUGUGCAGAGAAUGGAGGGAUCUGGACCAUGUGCAGGCAGAAGGGAUUAGGUACUGUUAGCUUAAUUAGUUUGGCACAACGUCAUGGGCCGAAGGGCCUGUUCCUGUGCUGCAUUGUUCUGUGUUCUAUGUUCUAACCUGCCGAGUUCCACGACCUUCAGCAGGACUUCUACACAAAAGGUCUAUGCUUGCUCUAAUGUGCUCAGUGCAGGGGAAGCUGCUACAUGACUGUAACCCUUUACCUUCCCCAGGUGACUGCCUGGAGUGAUCUGUGAGUGCAGCGGGCAAGGUGACGAGCACACACUGAAGCUGACAGGAUUGCAGGACAUGGGACCUAGAGAGUUCGGGGAAGAGAACAGUAUUAUCCUGAAACAUAUCGACAUGGUAUGGAAACUCCAAUGCACAGGAACGCAAGAGGCUACAGAGAGCCGUGGAGAAAAGCAGGCGGUCAACGUUUUGGGUCAGGGCCCUUCUUCAGGACUGAAGGGCUGCAAGGACAAGCCAGGGAACCACAGGCUGCUGAACCUGGCAUCAGUGGUGGGAACGUUGUUGGAGAGGAUUCUGAGAGACAGGAGCUAUCUGCAUUUGGAAAGAUAAGGAGGAUGGCAGCCCUCUGUAUAAAGGGAAAUAGGUUCUACAGACCAUCUACUGUCCUCACUUCCUAGUUGGCUCGGACACUUGGGAACAAGAGAUGAAGAGCCUUCUCGUCCUUCUUGCCAUUUGUGCAAUCAGCUCUGCUGACGUCUCAGGUCCAUCAGGUCUCCUGCUUAAGUCCUUGCUGUUCCCUGAAAAUUCAGACAAUGGCUAUGUGAUCAUCCAGCCCAAGAAACCGAUGAAACUGAGUGCCUGGACUCUGUGCAUGAAGCUACUGACUGACUCCCAGAGCACCAUGUCCAUCUUCUCCUACGCAACCACUGCUCAUCAGAACCAGAUCCUCGUGGAGAUGGCCAACGACCGGCUGAAAGUUCACCUGGCUGACCAACGAGUUGACUACAGGGUGCCCGUGGGCUUGGUGGGAUGGACCCCGGUCUGCGUCACUUGGGACUCGGCCACUGGGCGGACCGUGGUCUGGGUUAACGGAACACGGACCAUGAACAAGAUCUCCAGUCAGGGAAAGGGGGUGGUGGCGGAGGGGUCGGUGAUUCUGGGGCAAGAUCAGGACACCGUCGGUGGGGGCUUCGACAAGAAGCAGAGAUACGUGGGUGAGCUGACAGACGUGAACAUGUGGGACACUGUGCUCCAACCGUGUGAGAUGCCCGUCCGCAGUCAUAAUGCUAGGGGGAAUGUGAUAGACUGGACAACUGUUCAAUAUGAGAUCAAGGGGAAUGUGAUCAUCAUUGAUCUGACUGAGUAGGAGCCCUGAGGGGCCUCAGACAGGACCAACAGUAACGUCAGGCAAUGACACGGUUCCAUCCGAGCACUGAGCCACAACCUCAUCGUCCUCCGCGGGUGAAGUGUGUGUGCCUGCUGUGGGGCACAGAUCUAAUCAA